Molecule: messenger RNA, 2139 nt
Organism: Trichosurus vulpecula (common brushtail)
Lineage: Eukaryota; Metazoa; Chordata; Mammalia; Diprotodontia; Phalangeridae
Gene: NIPSNAP3A
Product: nipsnap homolog 3A
Exons: 6
Coding region: 150-902 (250 amino acids)
Cellular component (GO): mitochondrion
Source: RefSeq, a predicted model, not a curated record
AAGAGGAGGGGGAAAGGGGGGGGGGGGAACCAAGAAGGGGAGGGUCCGGAAGAGGAAGCCCGCCCCGAUGGGGCUGCUCCCGGGCUGACCAGCGAAGAGAGGACGCUCCUCAGGUCUCCGGGAGCACCAUUCCCGGAAGCCGCGGGGCCAUGUUCCACCUCCGAAGGCGCUGGGGCACUCUGGUGGCCUCCGCGUCGAGGCUCCUGCCUCAAGCGGAGGUAUGUGCGUCUUUGGCUACCGGGCCCAGACAAUAUGAUGGGACAUUCUAUGAAUUUCGUACUUAUAUCAUACAACCAGGAAAGAUGAAUGAAUUCCUGGAAAACACUCAUAAACAUAUUCACCUUCGUACAGCUCACUCUGAAUUAGUUGGAUUUUGGAAACAAGAGUUUGGAGGUGUGAUGAAUAAAGUCUUUCAUAUUUGGAAAUAUGAUAAUUUUGUUCAUCGAGCUAAAGUUCGGGAAGCUGUAGCCGAGGAUAAAGAAUGGCAAGAAAAAUAUAUUUCCCCAAACCUACCAUUUGUGGUCCAACAGAGGAACGAAAUAACGUAUCUAGUGCCAUGGUGCAAAUUAGGAAAGCCUCCUAAAGAAGGAGUCUAUGAACUUGCUACCUUUCAGAUGAAGCCUGGUGGGCCAGCUCUGUGGGGCGAACACUUUCAAACAGCAGUGAACACCCAUAUCCAAGUAGGCUAUUCCAGGCUGGUUGGAGUUUUCCACACAGAAUAUGGAACACUUAAUACAGUUCAUGUUCUUUGGUGGACUGAGACACCGGACAGUCGCGCAGCUGGAAGACACAGAUCCCAUGAAGAUGCCCGUGUGGUGGCAGCUGUUCGGGAGAGUUGCAGCCACCUGAAAUCUCAUGAAAAUAUGCUUCUCAUUCCAACACCAUUUUCACCACUAAAGUAAUUUUCUGCAGAAAUAUGAAGAUACUUAGUGGCUGCAUUAUACAAACAGUUUCUAAUAAAGUUCCUUAAAUUCACCUAGCUUCUUAUUUUUAUUUGACUAAAUUAAUGAGCCCCGUUCACUAUGUACAAGGCAUGGGGCUAGACACUUGGGGUGUAUGGACAAAAUCAAUAGCUACUGGCUUCCAAGAGCUUCACUCUCCUGGCACUGGUAAGGAGAGGGGCAUUCUUCAGAUCAUCACUGUGGCACUAAAUCUUGACGAUUGCUUUCUUCAGUGACGUCUAUCGAACGUCUUUGUUUGCUUUCCUAGUAUACCUUAUACUCCAGUGAUCUAAUCUUCAGCUAUGAAACUAGCUAUUUAUUAGGCCAAAAUUUACUUUUCCAUGACCAAGACUGCAAAAGAAGAAUGAUUUUUUCUGUGGUUUCAAACCCAUUUCUCUUGAGUAUCAUUUAUUUUUACCUGAUAAAGUUUAUUUUAUAAUGGACAUAUAUAAGUAUCGGGAGGAAAAUAUAAGUUUCUCCUUGUAGAAAAAAUGCCAAAGUUGUCUUUGUAUACAAAAAGCUGUUUUUAUGACUUGUCAAAAAAUACCAUCCAUCGAAGUAUUCCUGAGAUACCUCUACAUCAGUGGUGUCAAAUUCAAAUAAAAACAGGGGCCACUAAUGCAUACAUAAGGAUCCCUGUGGGGUGCAUAUUAACUUGGAAAACCUCAUAUUAAUAUUAUCUGUAUUAUUGUAUUUUAUUUGUCAAAUAUUUUCCAAUUACAUUUUAAUCUCACUCGGGCCUCACUUGCAAAUAUUGUGGGCCGAUGGGCCACAGGUGACGCCUCUUCUUUACAUGACAUAUGCUCAAAGGUUAUGCCAGUAAAGCCUGAGGUCUGGCAGGUCUUACCAGACUAGACAGAUUUCAAGCAUAGGCCUGGCACCAGACUGUUGGUUAUCUGAGGACCAGUCUUACUCGUUUCAGGGAGGUUAAUCACGAAAAUACACUUUUUUUCUCUACCAUAUCAACUCACAAAAAAAGGAGGGGGGGUACAGGUUGUAUUAUUUUUCAUUGGAGAAAGUACCUAGUCCAAUGAAAACAUUUCUGUAAAACUAUGCUGAAAAAUAACAUUUAUUUUUCUUUAUUUCAUUGUGAAUAACUGUUUAGCCAAGAUACUUAAACUUCUGAUGUCUUCAAAAUGAAUUCAGGAAAUCUGUCUUGUUACCAGAUACUUCACCUAAUAAAACUAGCUAGACAUUC